CACCAACCCUCCUUCACCUGGACCCCAGCAGCCCGACAAGGCCUUCCAGUACCCUCAAGGUAAGGUUUCGCCUCCGGCUCCCAUCCUCCAGAUGCCUGACGUGGACCGGCAAUUCAUUAGGGACUGUAGGGUACGGCAGGCGGCGACCGCUGUGUCCAAAAACGUUCCUGGCGUUCCUACUCCCCCUAGUGGUGAUUGCAGGAGCUACGCCCUCUUCGGCAUCAGUCUGAGCCAGAGGAGGAAGAGGGGGGAGGAAGGACAGCGACGGACCGAGCCCGGCCUAUCCCGUGGCUUCACCAAAAUGGUGACGUCGGUCAUCGCGGCAUUCGCCCUCUGCUGGGCGCCCUAUCACGUGUUCUGCCUCAUCGAGGUCGCCGCCCAAUACUGGCAGCUCCAGGUCGCGUUGGUGGAGGUGGGGUUGCCCAUGGCGACAUUCUUUGCCUUCCUGAACCCGGUGUACGUGUUCAGCUGUCCCAACUUCUGCGUCCGGAUCAGACAGAGUCUGGGGGAGCUGAUGGAGGGACUGGUCGAGGAGGGAGGGAUGGGGGGGAGCAGGGGAGGGGGUGCUGGAGUUGAGUAUCAGGAAGGGGAGGAGGAGAAUGGGGGUGAACUCACUGUCGUCACCAAACUGUCUGGGGACUCCGGGGUCUCCGGGGAUCCAUCUGGAGAGACCAGAGUCACCAGCCCCCAGUUAUCUAUCCAUGAAGAGUUAUCUAUGGCUAACCCUUCUGUAUUCAAGGAGGGAGACUUAACUAAAGAAGAGGACAUCAGGACAGGAGAGGUGGUCUGUGAUGUCUGUGAGGUCAAAGCUGUGAAGUCCUGUCUGACCUGCAACCAGUGCUACUGUGAGACCCACGUUAGGAAGCACUACACAGUACCUAAACUACAGAGACACACCCUGGUGGAGGUGACUGGAGACCUGGAGGAGAGACUCUGUCAGGAGCACCACAGAGCUCUGGAGGUGUUCUGCAGGACAGACCAGAAGCUGAUCUGCAGUCUGUGUGUAGUAACAGAACACAAAGGACAUGAUGUAGUCUAUGAAGAGAUAAAACAAGCAGGAAGACAGACUCAAGGUGAAGAGCAACAUCAAAACCAGGUUUUAAAUGAAGAGGUCCAAGCACCAGGUGACUUGAAGGUAGACCAGCUGAAACCUACCUCCCUCACCAUUAGUUGGAGUAAGGCUCACGGAAUGGAGCAAAUCCCACAUCACUUCCUCAUCAGGGUAGCCAGAGGCCUAGAAGGAUCCAAAAUCCAAACCCAAAUAACUGAUCCCCAAGAAGAGUACACUGAAUACUGCCACAGAAAAUGUUGUGACCUGCAACCUGGUACUGAAUACACUGUCAGUGUCUCAACUGUGCUGAAGAAUGGGGAACAGAGUGAACCUGUUUCUACAACCAUCUGCACAAAUGGAAAUUACCAGUUUUGA
Messenger RNA from Coregonus clupeaformis (lake whitefish), 1426 nucleotides. RefSeq lists its product as uncharacterized. The annotation marks the transcript as partial. Gene Ontology annotation, molecular function: zinc ion binding; protein binding. The record is from RefSeq and is a predicted model, not a curated record. The transcript has 9 exons. Lineage: Eukaryota; Metazoa; Chordata; Actinopteri; Salmoniformes; Salmonidae.